GUAGCCCCUCACUCUCCGCUGAUGUGUCAGGUGUCUCCUUGCUGCUCCCGUCUACUGCGGUGACGUCACCUGUCAAUCACCAGUGAGCGGGAAGAUUAGAAAUCCACUAGAUUUGAUACCACAGCGACUGAGGGAAAUAGUUCUGAACAGUGAAGAUGGAUGAAGAAUUCAGCAUCGAAAACUUUACUCCUUUUAUAACACGAUCAAGGACGGUGACACGUCUUCUCCCUGAGCCACUCUACCCUCACUCACCACUAACCAACCCAGAGAAGCGCUAUGGUCCUGAGUUCUGGGAUCGGCUGAUAAGACAACCCAGUGUCUAUAACACCGAAGUCCCUAGAUCGGAAGGUCUCUUAUAUACAUCCAGCACCAGCCAAAACAUGAGGACAGAUGGAAAAUGGCAACAACAUGACCACAUGGCAUCACCACUCCUGGAACCCCUGCCACCUCCAUCAGAAGUGUUCCGAGGAAAAAAAAAGAAGAAGUAUCAUGCUGACAGAGGCGUCAUAUCUGUGGAAAAUCACAUACAAGAGCUGCGGAAGAAGCAAAGCAGUAUCGACCAAUUGAAGACAAUGAAGUGGGGAGGAUGUAACAUCUAUGAAAUGCAGAAUACAGAGGGCAUGCAACGCUAUGGAGCCAGAACUGACCAAGAACAGGACACCUUCUUCAGCUUCCUGGAUGAUGUAACUGAGCAGGACAGGCCCCUCUUCAAUUUCUCACCACCUCGCAGCCCUGGUGGAGUGGUGUUCCCAUGGAUGACCCCCAAGGAAGAUGUCUCUACCUGUUUCCUGGACAGGACCUAUGAUGAAUGCGAGUCAGCUGGGGGCUUAGUACAGAAUACUAUGAAUUGGAGAGGGCAUAACAUCCAUGGAGUGAAGAAUAAAGAGAGAAGACAUAGUGAUGGAUGCAGAGGUGUCCAAAAAAGGGGCACUUUCCUCCGCUUCCCGGACGAUGGCGUCAGGUGCAGCGAGAAGAAUGUGCCCUUCUUCAGCUUCUCACCACCUCGCAGCCCUGGUGGAGUGGUGUUCCCAUGGAUGACCACCAGGAAAGAUGCCCCUCCCUGUUUCCUGGACAGGACCUAUAAUGGAUAGGGGGCAGACGGGGGAUUUCUGUGAGCAGCAAAUGUUAUACUUUACUCACUGUUUUAUUUAUUAGUUUAUAUCAUAUCACAUUUUGUGCCAAGGAGUUUAUUUUAAUUGUUGCAGUACCUAAAGAGGGAGCUAAGACUCAUGAUGAGGGGGCUUAGGCUUGUUACAUUCCAUAGUAAGGGAGCAUAGACUUGUGAUACCACAUAAUAAGGGCGCUAAGACCAGUUUUACCCCAUGAUGAGGAAGAAUAGACUUCUUAUACUACAUAGGAAGGGCACUAAGACCUGUUAUACCCCAUGAUGAGGAAGCAUAGACUUCCCAUACUACAUAGGAAGGGCACUAAGACCUGUUAUACCCCAUGAUGAGGAAGCAUAGACUUCCCAUACUACAUAGGAAGGGCACUAAGACCUCUUAUACCCCAUGAAGAGGAAGCAUAGACUUCCCAUACUACAUAGGAAGGGCACUAAGACCUCUUAUACCCCAUGAAGAGGAAGCAUAGACUUCCCAUACUACAUAGGAAGGGCACUAAGACCUCUUAUACCCCAUGAAGAGGAAGCAUAGACUUCUCAUACUACAUAGGAAGGGCACUAAGACCUGUUAUACCCCAUGAUGACGGAGCAUAGACUUCUUAUACUACAUAGGCAAGGCACUAAGACCAGUUUUACCCCAUGAUGAGGAAGCAUAGACUUCCCAUAAUACAUAGGAAGGGCACUAAGACCUGUUAUACCCCAUGAUGAGGAAGCAUAGACUUCCCAUACUACAUAGGAAGGGCACUAAGACCUGUUAUACCCCAUGAUGAGGGAGCAUAGACUUCUCAUACUACAUAGGAAGGGCGCUAAGACCUGUUAUACCCCAUGAUGAGGGAGCAUAGACUUCUCAUACUACAUAGGAAGGGCGCUAAGACCUGUUAUACCCCAUGAUGAGGAAGCAUAGACUUCUCAUACUACAUAGGAAGGGCGCUAAGACUUGUUAUACCCCAUGAUGAGGAAGCAUAGACUUCUUAUACUACAUAGGAAGGGCACUAAGACCUCUUAUACCCCAUGAUGAGGGAGCAUAGACUUCCCAUACUACAUAGGAAGGGCGCUAAGAUCUGUUAUACCCCAUGAUGAGGGAGCAUAGACUUCCCAUACUACAUAGGAAGGGCGCUAAGACUUGUUAUACCCCAUGAUGAGGGAGCAUAGACUUCUCAUACUACAUAGGAAGGGCGCUAAGACUUGUUAUACCCCAUGAUGAGGGAGCAUAGACUUCUCAUACUACAUAGGAAGGGCGCUAAGACCUGUUAUACCCCAUGAUGAGGGAGCAUAGACUUCUCAUACUACAUAGGAAG
This is a messenger RNA of Hyla sarda, 2415 nucleotides long. RefSeq lists its product as uncharacterized. The coding region runs from base 156 to 1091 and encodes 311 amino acids. The transcript is spliced from 9 exons. The record is from RefSeq and is a predicted model, not a curated record. NCBI's taxonomy places the organism in Eukaryota, Metazoa, Chordata, Amphibia, Anura, Hylidae.